Molecule: messenger RNA, 6563 nt
Organism: Myripristis murdjan (pinecone soldierfish)
Lineage: Eukaryota; Metazoa; Chordata; Actinopteri; Holocentriformes; Holocentridae
Gene: sec31a
Product: SEC31 homolog A, COPII coat complex component
Exons: 28
Coding region: 193-4530 (1445 amino acids)
Biological process (GO): COPII-coated vesicle cargo loading; endoplasmic reticulum to Golgi vesicle-mediated transport; endoplasmic reticulum organization
Cellular component (GO): endoplasmic reticulum exit site; COPII vesicle coat
Molecular function (GO): protein binding; structural molecule activity
Source: RefSeq, a predicted model, not a curated record
UGUCUGUCUCUCAGUGCCACGUUGAUGGAGACCAGUGGGGACGUGGAAAUUUCACUGCUCAGCCGGGACCAGCAGCCUUCCUACAAACCCUUGAGCAGCCACGAAAAGGGGAACUUGCCCGGGUGGAAGUUGCUUGUGUUUGCGACGUGUUUUAUGUGUGUUUUCAUGUGAGACGGAGCCAAACAGGCAAGGAUGAAACUUAAAGAAAUCAACCGCACAGCCAUCCAGAGCUGGAGUCCUGCACAGCACCACCCAAUCUACCUGGCAACAGGAACAUCAGCCCAGCAACUGGAUGCCUCCUUCAGCACCAGUGCCUCACUGGAGAUCUUUGAGCUGGACUUGGCUGAGCCAUGUCUGGACAUGAAGUCAUGUGGCACCUUCUCCUCCUCUCACAGAUACCACAAACUGGUCUGGGGUCCCCAUGGAAUGGAUGCCCAAGGCCUCCCAUCUGGGGUCCUAAUUGCAGGAGGUGAGAAUGGCGACGUUAUCCUGUAUGACCCUGCCAAAAUCAUCGCCGGCGAAAGUGACGUGAUCAUUGCUCAGAGUGACAAGCACACAGGGCCAGUGAGAGCUCUUGACAUCAACCCGUACCAGACAAACCUGGUUGCAUCAGGUGGGAAUGAGUCUGAAAUCUAUAUAUGGGAUAUGAACAACUUUGGCUCGCCAAUGACACCAGGACCUAAAACUCAGCCCGUGGAGGACAUCAGUUGUGUGGCGUGGAACAGACAGGUCCAACACAUCCUGGCCUCUGCCAACCCCAGUGGACGAGCCUCAGUCUGGGAUCUCCGCAAGAAUGACCUCAUCAUUAAAGUUAGCGAUCACAGCAACAGAAUGCAUUGCUCUGGGCUGGCCUGGAACCCAGAAGUGGCCACUCAGCUGGUCUUGGCCUCGGAGGAUGACCGGUUGCCCGUUAUCCAGAUGUGGGACUUGCGUUUCGCCACCUCCCCACUCAAGAUAUUAGAGAAUCACACACGUGGUGUCCUGGCCAUUGCCUGGAGCUUGGCUGAUCCAGAGCUGCUUCUGAGCUGCGGGAAGGACAGCAGGAUCUUGUGCUGGAAUCCAAACACAGCAGAGGUUCUGUAUGAGUUGCCCACCAGUACUCAGUGGUGCUUUGACAUCCAGUGGUGCCCCAGGAACCCUGCUGUGCUGUCAGCUGCAGCCUUUGACGGACACAUUGACAUCUAUUCCAUCAUGGGAGGCAGCAACCAAGCCCAGAGCCAGAGGCAUGCUGACCAGAUCAGCAACUCGUUUGGGAACAUGGAUCCUUUUGGGACAGGACAAACAUUGCCUCCUCUGCAGCUGCCCCAGACCACUGCCACUCCAACUACAGUCAACCCCUUAAAGAAGCCACCCAAGUGGAUCUGCAGACCUGUUGGGGCCUCGUUUGCUUUUGGUGGGAAGCUGGUAUCUUUGGAGAACACAAAGCCAAACCCUCAGCAGCCUCAGCAGCCGGCUUCACAUGUCGUACAUGUCAGCCAGGUUGUUACAGAAACAGCCUUUUUGAAGCGCUCAGCUGAGCUGCAGGCCACGAUAAGUGCAGGCAGCUUUGUGGAUUUCUGCCAGACCAAGAUUGAUGCAGCUGAGAAUGAAUUUGAAAAGACUGUUUGGUCCUUCCUCAAGGUUAACUUUGAUAAUGAUGUCCGUAGCAAAUACCUGGAGCUUCUGGGAUACAAAAAAGAAGAACUUGCAUUAAAGAUUUCAGCAGCACUAGAGGACAAAGCUGUCGACCCUGUCAAGCUUCAGCCAGUGGCAGAAGUGGACACGAUCGCUCCAGUGGCAGAAGUGGACAUUAUCGCUCCAGUGGCAGAAGUGGACAUUAUCGCUCCAGUGGCAGAAGUGGACACGAUCGCUCCAGCCAGCCUUCAGCCCUUGGCAGAUUCCAGUCUGUUCCUCCCUGCUGAAAAUCCUGAAGCAGCGUUUGACAUGAUCGCUGCAGCAAACCUGCAGGCAGAAGACAGCCUGGACCUGCAAGCUACCACAGAUCCAGAGACCGAGGACGCAGCAGAAGUGGAUCCAGAGGCUGAAGAUGCAGCAGAAGUGGAUCUAGAGGCUGAAGACGCAGCAGAAGUGGAUCCAGAGGCUGAAGACACAAAUGCAGUGGAUAGUCUGACGAGUGAACCAGAGCCAAAUGAGGACCAGAUUCUCCCACCAGAGGAGGACAUUCCCCUGGAUGAGGAGACGACUGCAGCAGUGGAGGAGGAACCCUGCCCUGCUGUAGAGACCCCAGCCGCAGUUGAGGCUCCUGCUGUAGAGGUCCCAGCUGCCAUUGAGGCUCCUGCUGUAGAGGUCCCAGCUGCCAUUGAGGCCCCUGCUGUAGAGGUCCCAGCUGCCAUUGAGGCCCCUGCUGUAGAGGUCCCAGCUGCAACCCCUGGCAAAGAAGGUGUCAGUCUCAGCAUCAGUCAAGAUGUGGACGGGCUGAUCACUCAGGCUCUCCUGACUGGAGACUUUGAGGGAGCUGUGGAGCUCUGUCUCCAUGACAACCGUAUGGCAGACAGCAUCAUCCUGGCCAUCGCAGGAGGGGCUGAACUCCUGGAGAAAACCCAGAAGAAGUACUUCACCAAAGCACACAGCAAGAUCACAAAGCUGAUCAGUGCAGUGGUGAUGAAGGACUGGCAUGACAUCCUGCAGACAUGUGACCUGCAGAACUGGCGGGAAGCUCUGGCUGCUGUCAUGACCUACGCUCAACCGAAUGAGUUCUCCUCCCUCUGCGACCUCCUCGGUGGCAGGCUGGAGGCAUCUGAGGACAGCCAGCUGCAAGCCCAGGCCUGCCUGUGCUACAUUUGUGCUGGCAAUGUAGAGAAACUAGUGUCCUGCUGGACCAGAGCACAGGAUGGCUGUUGUCCACUCUCUCUCCAGGAACUGGUGGAGAAGGUGGUGGUGCUGCGGCGCGCAGUAGAGCAGACCCAGCGCUCCGGUCCAGCUGCUGUGGGCGUCUUGUUGGCUGAAAAGAUGAGUCAGUAUGCCAACUUACUGGCUUCCCAGGGCAGCCUGUCCACUGCCAUCACCUACUUGCCUGACAACACCGACCAGGUUGCUGUACAGCAGCUUCGUGACCGCCUCAGUCGGGCUCUGGGGCAACAGGCAGCCGCUCCUGCAGCUCCAGUCCAAACCCAAAAAGUUCAGCCUCAGCCGCCUGCUCCUCAGGCCCAGCACACUACAGCCAUGCCCAGACACCCGUACACCCCAGCCCAGCCUGCUAUGGUGCCUCAGCCCUCUGCAGCACCAGUACCCAUGCCUACACCUGCCUCUGCCCCAGCACAGCCUCAGUAUUACCAGCCAGUGAGGGCUGCCUCCACUGUCACCUCCUGGAGUAACCAAACUCCCACAGCCCUCCCCAAUGUCCCUCCUCCUGUUCAACUAGGCACCGCCUCAGACCAGCAGGCGGACCUCUCCAACCCCAUGUAUGGGAUGCCAGCUUCCGGAGCAGCUGCCCCCCCUCCGGCCUCCUCCACCCCUGCAUACAUGUACUCUCAUCAGUACCAGCCCUACCCCCAGGUCAACCAGUACCCAUCUGGAUCCGGGGGGGCACCUAUCUAUCAGCCUCUGCAGUACUCUUCUGCUGUGACCUCCUCCGCUCCUCAGCCCCCGGGCUUUCUGUCUCAAUACAUGCAGCCUGUUCCCUCUCAGCAAGCUCCUCCACUCUAUCCUGGACAACCUCCUAUCAGCCCUCCUUCCCAUCCUCCCUUCUUGCCAACUGCUUCCUCCUCCUUCUCUCCUCCUGCAUCCUCUGGAGCAUCUUUCCAACACGGCGGGCCAGGAUCUCCAGUAUCUUACAUGCCGCCCCCUCCACCAACCGGAGUCUCAGGUACACAGCCUGACCCCGACCAGAUCCCCGCCUCUCAGAGAACAGGACCUCAGAAUGGCUGGAAUGAUCCUCCUGCCCUGAGCAGAGCACCAAAGAAGAAGCACGUUCCAGAAAACUACACUCCUCCUGCACCCAUCACCGCACCCAUCAUGGCUCCCCUGGGUGGUGACCCUCAGGCCCAGCCAAUAUCCUCUGCAGCUCCCCAGGCCAUGGUCCCGGGCCAGGUUGGUGUCCAGGCCCCGUACUCAGGCAUGCAGCAGCAGCAGCAAAUCUCCCCUCCACCUAUGAACCCAGCAAUGCCCAAGACAAGUGUGGAGGGUGCCCCAGGAGCCCCUACUGGUGAUGUCAUACAGCCGAUGCAAUCCAUCCCUGCUGAGAAGAUCACGAAGAAGCCCAUCCCUGAUGAGCACCUGGUCCUGAAGACCACAUUCGAAGGGCUCAUCCAGAAGUGCUUGGCUGUAGCUACUGAUCCCCAAACCAAGAGAAAGCUCGACGAUGCCAACAAGCGUUUGGAGGCCCUCUACGACAAACUAAGAGAGCAGACACUCUCCCCAGCCAUUGUAGGAGGACUGCAUAACAUGGCAAGGAGUAUAGAGUCUCGAUCCUACACAGAGGGCCUCAAUAUUCACACCCACAUAGUUAGCAACAGCAACUUCAGUGAGACGUCGGCCUUUAUGCCCGUUCUCAAGGUGGUGCUGACACAAGCCAACAAACUUGGGGUCUGAGUAGGCAGAAACUCCCAACCACUCCUGAGUCUUGAAAGAUGGAAAAGGAUUAGUUGAAGGUUGUGGUAAAAAAAAAAAAAAAAAAUGGUGGAACGUGUUCCAAUUAUGGGUAGUUUGUUUCAAAGGGAGUUCCGUUUUACUCGUGAUGCAGAUCUACUUGAUGAAGAGUUUUGAGAUGUAUCAAAAUACUGUUAAAUGCUCCCUCGUGCCAUGCUGUUUCCCUCCACAACGUCAACACAAGCCAUGCUAUCAGUAUCACACAGUGGUGAAAGUAAAGUCUGAGCCCAACCCCGACUCCCACCCACCAGCUGCCCAAUAACACACACACACACACACACACACACACACACACAAAACCAACAAGGGCUACAGACAAGUUAGCAAAAGCACUACCAUAAUCCAGCAGCAAAUUGAGUCACACUAAAGUUUUUUUUUUUUUUUUUUUUUUUUUAAAUCUAAAUCACAGUUUCAGACAUAUGAAUUAUGUAACUAAUGUAAGAAAUGGAUACAUUUCAGUUGCUGAAUUGAAUGAAAUCUUCAAACUGACAUUUCAAGCCUAUAAGCUGGCGUGAACAAAGUCUAAAUGAGCAGCACACGGGCCAGUAUGAAAGGCAUUUGCCCUCCUCUGACUGGUAAUAUGAAUGAAACCAGACAAAAAAACAAACAAACAAAAAAAAAAAUACUGAGGAAGAAAUUCAGAAGUGUUAGUUGCAGAUUUGGUAAGCAAUAAUGAAAUUGCUUUUUACUUGCAGGCGAUUUAUCAGUAAUAAAUUUAGGAUGUUUAACGAAAUGGGCUAGUUUAAAUGAAUUUGGCUAACAGCGCACCAGUGACAAGGUAUCGCAGCAUGACUUUGGUCCACAUUUGCAUGGGUGUGUAAACAGCAAUCAUUUAGGAAAAAUGAUCUUACAUCAAAAAAUGUAUAAUCAAUUUUAGUUAAUUAUCAACUUCCAGAUUUUUCAUUUUGGUUUUUGCGUUAAAGCAAUUUUAGAGGACCUUGUAAUUCCUAAAGAGAUUUUUCUUUAAAAAGUAAAAUCAUGUUUUAUCUUCAAAUGAAUUCUUCAUCAGUGUAUGUGUGGUUUUUAUGAUGGCUGCAGAUAAUGAAGCUAAAGAUGAAUGCAAAGUUUGGAGAAGCUGUAUCGCAGAUACAGGACACAAGACACAGAACAGGGAAUCAAGUCUGCCAGUUAAACUUUAGAGCCAGUAAUUUUCAAACGAGCAUGUUAAGAUAAAUUUUGUGGCAAGUUUUGGUCUGAUGACAAAAAUUAGUUUCAUUGUUGUGGAGAUGCAGCAGGUUUGGUAGCAGUUCUAGCCCGUUCACCACUUGGUACUGUAAACAUAACAGUGAUCUGCUGCACCAGUGUGUUUUCCUUGGCAGCCAGUGAGGGCUCUGAAUACCAAGGCAGAGAUGCUCCAGAUAAACACACAGGAACUUUGUUAGUGCUCUGAUUCAGUGAACACUCGGGUGCAUCAGUGAGCACUGAUGUGUGAAUGAAUCCAAUAUUUCAUGCCAGUACUCCAUACUGCUGUGUAUUCUUGUUCUUGUAGUCCAGACUGACUUACUUUCACCACUCGUAUCACUACAGAAAUGCACAUUGGACCAAGAUAGUGUAGGUUUGGGAUAUGCCAAUGCUAUGCAACGCAUUCCCGUUUGUUAAGGAUGUUUAAUUUUGUUGGCUUUUGUUUUGUUUUGGUCUCUUAUUUUUGUUUUUUAUUCUUUUUUUUUUGUCAGUAUAAUCAUUAUACUCAGCAGAGUGCAAUGGGAUUUUUUUCCCUAAUGGAACUUAAAAGAUAUGCAUGCUUUAAUACAGACGCUUACAAGCAUCCUUAAAGGCAAAGAGGUAAUCAUCAGCUUAAUCAGACUCAGAGGGAACUGGGAAGGAGGACGUCUGCUUGCUUAUCAUUCCAACUACGAUGAGGGCUGUAGUCUGACUGGUCCACCUGUCUCAGUUUAUGUUGUUAAUAAAAGAAAACGAUUCUUUGUUUUAGAUUGACUACAUGCAAUAUUUUCAAUAAAUAGUAUUUAUUUAAAACA